This is a messenger RNA of Aspergillus aculeatus ATCC 16872, 966 nucleotides long. Its product is annotated as acyl-CoA desaturase. The transcript has 4 exons. The record is from RefSeq and is a predicted model, not a curated record. Gene Ontology annotation, molecular function: iron ion binding; stearoyl-CoA 9-desaturase activity. Gene Ontology annotation, biological process: unsaturated fatty acid biosynthetic process. Bases 1 to 966 code for a protein of 321 amino acids. Gene Ontology annotation, cellular component: endoplasmic reticulum membrane. NCBI's taxonomy places the organism in Eukaryota, Fungi, Ascomycota, Eurotiomycetes, Eurotiales, Aspergillaceae.
AUGCCAGACAUUCCAGGACCGCACAUCAGCGAGCAACCAGUUACACUCCGCAACUGGCACCGCCAUAUUGCUUGGUUUAACACGACUUUUAUCAUUAUAAUACCGUUAUUUGGCUGCAUUGCCGCUGUCUCCACACCCUUGCGACGACCGACUGCCAUCUGGGCUGUGCUCUACUAUAUUUGGACUGCGCUGGGUAUUACCGCGGGCUAUCAUCGGCUUUGGUCACAUAGAACCUACGAAGCCGGCCUACCGCUCAGAAUUUUCCUGGCCUGUGCCGGUGGAGGCGCCGUGCAAGGCUCGAUUCGCUGGUGGAGUGCGAAACAUCGUGCCCAUCACAGAUGGACUGACACAGAGAAGGACCCCUACAAUAUCCGAAGGGGCCUCUUAUACUCCCAUGUGCUAUGGAUGAUACUGAAGCAGGACCCCAAGCACUGUGGUCGGCCAGAUAACUCUGACUUGAACGAAGAUCCAGUAGUCAUCUGGCAGCAUCGCAAUUAUAUCAGAUUUGUGCUUGGCUUUGGUUUGAUCCUACCGAUGGUCAUGGCUGGCUUGGGGUGGGGUGACUGGAAGGGUGGCUUGGUGUAUGCUGGCAUCUUGAGGAUGUUCCUAUUCCAGCAGGCGACGUUCUGUGUCAAUUCAUUGGCGCAUUGGCUGGGAGAUCAGGCCAGUUCUCAUCCCUUUGACGACAGGAACUCGCCUCGCGACCAUAUUUUUACCGCGUUGGUCACACUUGGUGAGGGCUACCAUAACUUCCACCACGAGUUUCCCUCGGAUUAUCGCAACGGCAUUGAGUGGUGGCAGUAUGAUCCCACCAAAUGGGCUAUAUGGACCUGGUCCAAGUUCCGUCUGGCCUCGAACCUCAAGCGAUUCCGCACCAAUGAGAUUGAGAUGGGCCGUGUGCAACAGAUGCAGAAGAGACUUGAUCAGAGGGUAGCCACUCUCAAAUGCAGUAUUCCUCCGAAUUAG